Molecule: messenger RNA, 1527 nt
Organism: Loxodonta africana (African savanna elephant)
Lineage: Eukaryota; Metazoa; Chordata; Mammalia; Proboscidea; Elephantidae
Gene: MRGPRG
Product: MAS related GPR family member G
Biological process (GO): G protein-coupled receptor signaling pathway
Cellular component (GO): membrane
Molecular function (GO): G protein-coupled receptor activity
Source: RefSeq, a predicted model, not a curated record
AUGCCCCAGGCUGAGCCCAGCUCUGCCACCACCACUCUGUCCCCGCAGCGAGUCACUCAGCCACUCUGCGCCAUUUCUCCAUCUGUGCAAAUGAGCACCCAACGGAGGGCACUGGUGCCACGGGGACUGAGCCUGGCCCUACCCCCGCCCCAUGAGUCUGGCUGUGCUGAGGCCUGGGACCCGGCUAGCCUGGUGCUCUUGGCCAAAGCCCCCAUGGUGCCCCCACCCCAGCCCCCACUGACUCUCUCCCCAGCUUCAACAGACCCCCAGGCUCCCAUGCUCCUUCGGGGUCAGCUCCCCGAGGACAGGCCUGGCCGGCCAGCUGGAAGAGCCAGAAUGUUUGGCCUCCGGACAACAUUCAACGACAUCGUCUUCUACCUCACGCCUGUCGGCCCGAUCGGGCUGGUGGGCAACAGGUUGGUUCUCUGGAACCCGGGCUUCCACAUCAAGAAGAGCCCCUUCAGCGUCUACGUGCUCGAUCUGGUGGCCGCCGACUUCCUGUUCCUGGGCUGCCAGGUGGCCUUCUCAGCCGUCAAGGUGGCCCUGGGCUCCAACCUGCCCUACUUCGCCAUCACCUUCCUCUGGUUAGCGGUGGGGCUCUGGCUGCUGGCGGCCCUCAGAGCCAAGCACUCCCUCUCUGACAUCUUCCCCAGCUGCUACCAGUGCUGCUGCCCCAGACACACCACGGUCGUGCUCUGCAUGCUGAUCUGGGCGCUGACCCUGCCUGCACCUGUGGCCUGCCUCCGGUACCAUGCGGCCAGUGUCACCAGGCUGCUGGUCCUGGCCGGCGUGGCCUGCCUGUCGGGCCUCGUCUUCUUCAUGUGGGUCAGCUGCUGCCCCCAGCGCCCGCGCCUGCAGUUCUCCAGCUUCUUCCUGGCCUCCACGCUGCUGCCCCCCAUGUGCAGCCUGCCCUUCAUCCUCUACUGGGGCUUUCCGCCCCUGCUUAGCUUCCCGCUGCCCAUGUUCCCACUGCUCGCCACCCUGCUGGCCUGCAUCCACGGUGCCACCAAGCCUCUGGUCUAUUACAUGCUGGGCCAGCAACAGGGGAAGCGGGAGCCCCCUCAGGCAGUCUUCCAGAGGGUGCUGGGUGAGGGGGCUGAGCGGGGGGGCUGUGGGGUUGUCCCUGCCCAUGGGUCGAGUGUAGACAGUGGCCUAGCACUCCCCCUGCCCAGCGCUCACCUGGAGAUCUCUUCUACAGAGAGCCCUGCUGUACCUCUCAGAGAGACCCCAGGACUCAAGCGGGGUGGGGACAGCCGACCAGCCCCCUCUGCCAGCCUGCGCUGCCUGGAUACCCGUCUGCCUGCACGCAGCCACGUCCAGCAGCCCAGGCACCAAGCAGGGGGCCCGCGGGGAGGCCCAGCUUCUCUGUGCUCACCCACAGAGAGCUCAGCAGACACGUCCCAACACAGGGCAGCCCUUAGGGUCACCAGCCUGGGCAGAGCUCAGUACUUCCUGAUUUGCCCACGCGUGUCUGCAGCUUUCCGUGUUACCGUCUUCUGUACUUGCUACCCGAUGCUUAACAACUGA